Messenger RNA from Populus nigra (black poplar), 1047 nucleotides. RefSeq names its product ATP synthase subunit delta, chloroplastic-like. The record is from RefSeq and is a predicted model, not a curated record. NCBI's taxonomy places the organism in Eukaryota, Viridiplantae, Streptophyta, Magnoliopsida, Malpighiales, Salicaceae. The coding region runs from base 103 to 810 and encodes 235 amino acids. Gene Ontology annotation, biological process: photosynthetic electron transport in photosystem I; photosynthetic electron transport in photosystem II; proton motive force-driven ATP synthesis. Gene Ontology annotation, cellular component: chloroplast thylakoid membrane. Gene Ontology annotation, molecular function: proton-transporting ATP synthase activity, rotational mechanism. The transcript has a single exon.
GAGAAAUGGAACACACAAUUUUAGUAUCUUAUCGUCAUCCCUCGUCCUAAAACCAAAUCGGAAGCAUCCCCAGAAGCACUAUUCAAAUCUUCCACUCUCGCCAUGGAUACCAUCUCAAGUUCCAUUUCAACCCUCAAAGGCCCUGCCUUUCUGUCAACACUUCCUGAAUUGCAACAUUUAAGGACUCCUCACGUAUCUCAUCAACUCCCUCCUAAUCUUACAACUAAACCCACCUCUUCAAUCUCUAACAGAACCCCAUCCAAGACUAAAACCUUAUCUUUUAAGAAUCUUAACCCUCCACUCUUUUCUAACAUCUCUCAAAGCUCAUCUCAUAACUCAUCUCCACAUAUCCACAGAAACCCUGUCAGUGGCUAUGCCGCCGCACUUGUAGACAUAGCUCGAUGCAAGAGUUCCCUUGACAUAGUCCAAAAUGAUGUGCAGAAAUUAUUGAAGCUGCUUCAAAAUGAGCAAAUCCAAUCUGUUUUGGGUAGCCCGUUUGUGGGUGACAAAGAGAAGGGACAAGUAGUGAAGGAAGUGGCAAAGAGAGGUAAAUUCAAUAGAUAUUUGAUAGGUUUGGUGAAGAUGUUGAUUGAUAGAAAUAAGGUGAUGAUCGUGAGUGAUGUUUUGAUGGAGUUUGAGAGGAUAUGUGAUGAGUUGAGUGGGACAAGAGUGGUUUUGGUUCCGUCUUCUAAAAAGAUGGAGGAAGAUCAGUUGUUUUGGAUUGCCAAGACUGUGCAGAAUCUUACCGGGGCUGUGAAUGUUAAGGUAAAAAAUUUCUUUGAUGAGAAGUUGCCAGCAUUUGUUGCUUAAGUUCAAUUUGAUGUAAAAAAUUGCACAUUUUUUAUUGUAAAUUAGUUAUGGUCGAUUCUUGUGACAAUUGGAUAUAUCUGAACUGGAUAAAGCUCAGUUCUUUUGACAUACAUCUUGUCACUUGCAAUAGCUCGUGCUGCCCAGCAAUUAUUGCUAAAGCCUGCGAUGUUGAAAUGUGUACCCUCGUGAGCUUGACAGAUUAAACUAAAACAUCAACCUUGGAUUAUAUUUCGGACC